AUGGUUAUCGCUUCAACACUCCAAUACCAUUUUUUUAACGAUGGGUAUCUCGUCAAUGUGCCGUGGGUCUUAUCCGCUGUUUCUUCCCCCUUCAUCCUCUCCCCUGUUUUCUGCGCCAAACCGAGGGCCUACGGCUUCUUACUCGUUAAGCAUAAGAACAACGCGCCAAACACAAUGGCAGCUCUAAAGACCACCAAGCCAGCCUUCAUUGCAGACCUUGACCGCAACCGUGACCACGACAUUUACACAUUGGCCGAUGACAAUGCUACACAAUGCUCUUACAUACCAAUGAUCUCUAUUCUUUUCAGCCUAGCAGCCUCGUUAUUCCUACUACAGAGCUUUUGA
Microsporum canis CBS 113480 is the source of this 345-nucleotide messenger RNA. RefSeq lists its product as uncharacterized. Bases 1 to 345 code for a protein of 114 amino acids. The record is from RefSeq and is a predicted model, not a curated record. Lineage: Eukaryota; Fungi; Ascomycota; Eurotiomycetes; Onygenales; Arthrodermataceae. The transcript has 2 exons.